UGAUGAAAGAGAAAAGAGAGAAAGAAAGAAGAGGGACCCAGGCACCGCCCACAGCCAUAAGCACGCACCUCUAACGAAUCCCAACCCAUCUCCCAUCUAACCCUAAGCCCCACGAAACAAAACUCUCUCUCUCUCUCUCGUUCUCAGAUCAGAUCGGAUGAGAUGAGCAUCACCAAAACUUAACCCAACAAAUUCUCUCUUCUUCUUCUUCUACUUCUUCUUCCUCUUCCUCUUCUCUGCAUGUUCUUCCUUCUAAACCUCAACUAAUUUGGGAUUCUGUUUUCAAUUUCAAUUGUAACCCAAAACCCACAAAGGAAUUGGAUUGAAUUGAAACCCCAUGGAUGCCCACUCUCUUCCGCCUCCUUUCCACACCCGGGAUUUCCAUCUCCAACAACAAUACCACCACAACAGUAAUUCUGAAGAAGAACACAGCGCCACCACUACUCGUCUCAAACGAGAUCGCGACGAUGAUGACCACAACAACUCUGCCCCCACCAGCGCUGGGGACGCUGCCGCUGCUGAUGGAGAGAUUACUCGACGACCCAGAGGAAGACCCGCCGGAUCCAAGAAUAAACCCAAGCCACCAAUUAUUAUUACUCGCGACAGUGCCAACGCCCUUCGAACUCAUGUCAUCGAAGUCACCGACGGCUGUGACAUCGUCGACAGCGUCGCCACCUUCGCUCGCCGCCGCCAGCGCGGCGUUUGCAUUAUGAGUGGUACUGGCACCGUCACGAACGUCACUCUCCGCCAGCCGGCCUCCCCUGGUGCAAUUGUCAACUUACAUGGUCGCUUUGAGAUCUUAUCUCUUGCCGGCUCCUUCCUCCCUCCGCCGGCUCCUCCGGCUGCAACCAGCUUAACCAUUUACCUCGCCGGCGGUCAGGGGCAGGUAGUCGGUGGUAGCGUUGUUGGUACUUUGGUCGCCUCCGGCCCCGUCGUCAUCAUGGCUGCCUCGUUUAGCAACGCUGCUUAUGAACGCCUGCCGUUGGAAGACGACGACCAACCGCCCAUGCCGCCACUGCAGGGCGGAGGCGGAAUUGGGUCUCCGGAUGAAGUUGGACAGUCCCAACCGCCGCAAACAGCGCAUCAUCAACAGCAACAACAACUUCUGGGCGACGGAAAUGUGCCGUUAUUUCACGGUUUGCCUCCGAAUCUGUUAAACUCAAUUCAAAUGCCGCCAUCGGAAGCAGCUUAUUGGGGUACUGCUCGACCUCCAUACUAACCCCCC
Molecule: messenger RNA, 1225 nt
Organism: Cucurbita moschata (crookneck pumpkin)
Lineage: Eukaryota; Viridiplantae; Streptophyta; Magnoliopsida; Cucurbitales; Cucurbitaceae
Product: AT-hook motif nuclear-localized protein 24-like
Exons: 1
Coding region: 338-1219 (293 amino acids)
Biological process (GO): vegetative to reproductive phase transition of meristem
Cellular component (GO): nucleus
Molecular function (GO): DNA-binding transcription factor activity; minor groove of adenine-thymine-rich DNA binding
Source: RefSeq, a predicted model, not a curated record